Plenodomus lingam JN3 is the source of this 282-nucleotide messenger RNA. Lineage: Eukaryota; Fungi; Ascomycota; Dothideomycetes; Pleosporales; Leptosphaeriaceae. The record is from RefSeq and is a predicted model, not a curated record.
AUGCCCAACCCUAUCAUGCUUGAAGUACUCCUCCCACGAGGAACGCGGCACACAUCCGCCGCUUAUAAGCUUCGCAGCAAAUAUUUUGAUCAAUGGAGCGUGCAUAAAGCAACGAGCUCAAUCGGAGGUACGAGCCAUGUUAGAUCCCAGUGGGCUAUUGAAGCAGACGCUACAACAAUUCAGGGACGUAAUAGAGGUUGUAUGGAUGGUAUACAUAGCCAUAGCGUGCUAUCCAACACAGAUGGAAAGAGUCGGGACAUCAUCGCAUUGGAGAUUCCCUAG